Molecule: messenger RNA, 466 nt
Organism: Blepharisma stoltei
Lineage: Eukaryota; Ciliophora; Heterotrichea; Heterotrichida; Blepharismidae
Source: the annotation of a GenBank genome assembly
AUGAUGAGAAAGCAAAAGACGAUGCUUACUCCUAUCGCAGUCGAUAGUUCAAUAGAAAUAAAUUUUCAUGAUCAAUCAACCCAAACCCCUCCUCCCCAAAAUAGUGACAACUGCUAUUUUCCAAGUUUAACUCCAAAGGCAAAAAAUUAUAUAUUAAUUUAUUUUAUAUUAAAAUUUACCUCAAAAUAAAAAAAUAUUUAACUAGUUUAAAUAAGGACAGUAUAUAUUAAAUAUCUCAGAAAAUCAAAUAAAGAAAAAACAUUAUAGGAACUUAACUCCUAUCCUGCCUUCUCUCUAUCAUAAAGCGGCAAUUCUUCCUCAAAAACCUCCAUACAGAGCAAGGAAAAAAACGACUUCUUAUAUCAGUCCUGAGUAUUGUGAUACAAUUAUGCUUUUUCGUAAACUCUGCAAACAAAAGAGGGUGAAUUUAGAAUAUAGCCAAUCGUGCGCAAACGAUAAAUUUUAA